UCAGAAAAAGUUAUCUGCAAGCUCAAAUGAGCUAGCAUCGACAGAAAAACACACCCUUUCGAACGGGCCCAAGAUGGCCAUGAUCGAUGUGAGCCGGCAGAGAAAGUCUCUGCUCGGCGAUGCGGCAACACUGCGGUUUUUGCCGCCCGAGCUGCUCCUCGUGAUCCAAGACGACCACUCGACGCAGCUCUUGGAAGCCAUCGCCAAUGCUGCCCUCAUCCCCCCGGUCACCGACAGGAUCUUUGCGCAUUUCGAGUCUGCUUUUGCAGAUAUCUGCGCAAGAUGGACCCUCUGGUACCCAAAGCUCGAUGUGAGAGUUCUCGCAUCGUUUGCCAGGAUUCUGCCCUUUUCGCCGUCAUUAUCUGUCUUCCUCGUCUCUCAUCUUCGAGGAGCAGGCGCAGGAGUAGUAGGAAAUCCCGCCUCAAGGGUGCUCGACUCUCUCGAUCUGACCUCUUUUCGAGAUGAGGACCUCACUGUCGUUCUACUAGCCCUGUGGAGGCUCAACAAUUUUGACAAGAGGACAUUUUCGCCCCUCUCAAGACCAUCUCAGCUCCAGUCCUUGUUCGCCCAUCAGAACCCUGCCGUCAGAUAUCUCGCCGUCAGGCUUUUCUGCCAGCUUCAUGACGCUUCUGACCAAAAGCUCGAGGCCCUGCUCAGCAGGCACAUUCCCAGGGAUACCGGUCUCGUUGCGGACUUGGACGGGAGGAUGGCGGAUUUUACGUUCCUCAGCCUGUAUGAAAAUGCAAGGAGUCAAGAGGUCAGCCGCCUUCGCAGUAGUAUACAAGAAGCAGGGCCCGCCGAACCUCCUCAGUCGCGGAUCCCAACGCAAAGCCUAACCCCUCUUGUUGUCAAAUAUGGCAAAACUGUCCUCCCGCGACCUUUGGGUUCCGGAAAUACACCGAGCACUUUAGCACUAACACCGACAACCAUUGAAAAUCUUGAGAGUCUCAGCAGCCUGUUGCUGCGGCCUGGUCCGGUCCUGCUCCAUGGCCUGUCCGGGGCUGGCAAGACUUCUCUAGUCCUCGAAAUGGCGAGGGAAUUGGGAAAGCAGAAGGAGCUUGUGGUUCUGCACCUGAACGAGCAGACCGACGCAAAAAUGUUGAUCGGCUUAUACACAACAGACUCCAAACCCGGCUCUUUUCAGUGGCGCCCCGGAGUCCUGACCACCGCGGUAAAGGAAGGGAGGUGGGUUUUGAUUGAGGAUCUUGACCGCGCACCAACCGAGGUCAUGAGCACCUUGUUGCCUCUCAUUGAGCGUGGGGAGCUCCUGAUUCCCGGCCGUGGGGAGCGCAUUCAAGCAUCUAACGGCUUCCGCAUGUUUGCUACCGUGCGGACCUUGCUCGGCAUGGACGACAGGGAGAAUCUGCCUAGUUUAAUCGGACUGCGCCUCUGGCAGCUCUUGCACGUCAAAGCCCUGCCUCGAGAUGACUUGACAGAGGUUAUCAAUGCCAGACAUCCAUUACUGCACAAGUACGUCCCUGGCGUGUUGGCCGUGUUUGACCAGCUUAUCGCCUCCACCAGCGGGUCGACCCGUCGGACUCUCAGCCGGACUGCCCUCGACCGGCCGAUCGGCACAAGAGAUCUCCUGAAAUGGUGCGCCAGACUCGAGGACAUUCUCCGUGCCGCCGGGUGCAAGACGGGCGAUGAGCCCAUCACAGACACUACGAGAGACCGAAUGUUCCUCGAGGCUGUCGACUGCUUCGUUGGCAGUAUGCAUGAGCCCUCGUCGCGCAACAUACUGAUCUCGGCCGUUGCCAAAGAGAUGCAUCUUUCUCCCGAAAGGGUCCAGCACUACUUGACGAGUUACGUCCCGGAACUGGAGGACGGUGAAUCGAGACUAACCAUCGGGCGCGCCUCCUUUAUCAAACCGAGACGGACAAGCAGAGUGGCCAAGUCAAAGAGGCCAUUCGCUACGACAGUGCAUGCCAAAAGACUGCUGGAACAAAUUGCGGUCGCCGUCAAACACCGGGAGCCACUGCUCCUAGUCGGCGAGACUGGUAUCGGCAAGACCACUGUCGUCCAGCAGUUGGCGGAGUCACUUGGGCACCAGUUAGUUGCCGUCAACUUGUCGCAACAGAGCGAGGCAGGCGAUCUGCUGGGUGGGUUCAAGCCCGUCAGCUCACAGACCCUAGCGAUGCCCCUAAAGGAAGAGUUUGAGGAACUCCUUGAAAAAACUGGGGUUUCUGCCGAAAAGAACCAGGAAUACUUGGAGCGCAUCUCCAAGCGGUUUGCCAAAGGUCGGUGGAAAGAAGUCUCUAGGGAGUGGCGGAAGGCACCUAAGAUGUUUGAGGCGAUUCUGGCUAAGCUGGAAGGUAGCCAGGUCAGUAAUGGAGACCUGGGCGAGCAGCCUGCGAAGCGGCGGAAGACGGAGUCGACGAAACUGCAGCGUCUACGAGAUCUCAAGCCGCGUUGGGACAUGUUCUCGCAAAGUCUAGACCAGUUUGAUAGACAGAUUGCGAGUGGCCCCGCGGGAUUUGCGUUUGCCUUUGUCGAAGGCAAGAUUGUCAAGGCCGCAAGAAAUGGAGAUUGGGUUCUGCUUGAUGAGAUCAAUCUCGCUUCUCCGGAUACCUUGGAGAGCAUUGCAGGGCUUUUUCAGACUAGCCCGUCUCUUCUCCUCUCGGAGACGGGAGAAAUUGAGAGGAUUCAAGCGCAUCCAAAUUUCCGAGUUUUCGGUGCCAUGAACCCGGCGACUGAUGUCGGCAAACGUGACCUUCCGCUUGGUUUGAGGUCUCGAUUCACCGAAAUCUAUGUCGGGAGCCCGGACAGAGACAAGAAGGAUCUACUCACCAUCAUCAAGACAUAUCUGAAAGGGAACAAUAGUACCAUUGAUCGCUUGGCUGACGAGGUUGCGGAACUCUAUCUCGAAAUCAAGAAGCGCGCAGAGCUCAAAACGCUGGUGGACCAGGCGAACGAGGUGCCUCAUUUUAGCCUUCGAACUCUGACGCGAGUUCUGACCUACGCCAACGAUGUCUCUCCCUUUUACGGCCUUGAGCGGGCCCUUUACGAAGGGUUCUGCAUGUGCUUCACAACACUCCUCAGCGAAGAGUCUGAGCGGACUGUUAUGCCCCUGAUACAGCAUCAUCUGCUGAAGCGAUCUAAUAUCCUCACCCAGCCACCGAAGCGGCCCAAUGAUGGGAAGAAUUAUAUUUCGUUUAGGAACAGGAAUAAAGACCACCAAUACUGGCUCUUGCAGGGAAACGAGCAGCCUGUCGAGAGAGAGGACUACAUCAUCACCCCUUACGUCGAGAGGAACCUGUUGAACCUGGUACGCGCCACAUCCACCCGCAGAUACCCCAUCCUGAUUCAGGGGCCGACAUCUGCGGGCAAAACAAGCAUGAUUGAGUAUUUAGCCAACUACACCGGCAACAAGUUUGUGCGCAUCAACAACCAUGAGCACACCGAUCUCCAGGAGUACCUUGGGACUUACGUCUCAGACUCUGAAGGGAAGCUCAAGUUUCAAGAAGGCCUGCUGGUCCAGGCCAUGAGGGAGGGAUCAUGGAUCGUCUUGGACGAACUGAACCUGGCGCCUACCGACGUCCUGGAGGCUCUCAAUCGUCUCCUUGACGACAACCGAGAACUCUUGAUCCCCGAGACCCAAGAGAUUGUGCGGCCAGCGGAAAACUUCUGCCUUUUUGCCACGCAAAAUCCACCUGGGUUAUAUGGUGGCAGAAAGGUGCUGUCCCGUGCUUUCCGCAACAGGUUUCUGGAACUUCACUUCGAUGACAUCCCGGAGAGCGAGUUGGAGACCAUCCUACAGAAGCGAAGUCGGAACACGGCGCCAUCGGACUGCCGCCGCAUCGUUGCCGUAUACAAACAACUCACACGUCUCCGUCAAGAAAGUCGUGUGUUUGAGCAGAAGAACAGUUUUGCCACGCUUAGAGAUCUCUUCCGGUGGGCAUUGAGGGAGGCGGACACGCGCCAAGAGAUUGCAGAGCACGGCUUCAUGCUGCUCGCUGAGCGUGUACGGAAACCGGAAGAGCGAGACGAGGUCAGGAAAGUCAUCGAGGAUGUCUUCAAGGUGACCAUCGACCCAGAGCGCCUCUAUAACCUGGAUACCGCUCCCGAGCUUAGCAAUGUUCGAGCAACGAACAGUCAGGGAGUCAUUUGGACGAAGGCAAUGCGGCGACUAUAUGUGUUGGUGAAGCGGGCUGUCAGAAACAACGAGCCCGUUUUGCUGGUGGGUGAGACUGGUUGCGGCAAAACUACUGUCUGCCAGCUGCUAGCCGAGUUCGAGAAAAAGGAGUUGCACAUUGUCAAUGCCCAUCAAAACACCGAGACAGGCGACCUUAUAGGUUCACAGAGGCCGGUGCGAAACCGCGGAGCCAUCCAGGACUCCCUGCUCGGGGACCUCGAGGAGGCUGCUGCCAUCUUGGGAAACGCCAAAGGUUCACUGGAGACGCUGCAGGACUGGUACCGAUCCCUGCCACCCCAAGACCUGGCUAUCUUACCCGAGUCCCUGAGGACGAAGAUCCAAACCGCCGCAACCAGAAGCAAAGCACUCUUUGAGUGGAGCGACGGCAGCUUGGUCCAUGCAAUGAAAGAAGGGAGCUACUUCCUGCUGGAUGAGAUUUCUCUCGCGGAUGACUCCGUCUUGGAGCGUCUUAACUCGGUGCUUGAACCCCAGCGCACUCUUCUCCUUGCCGAAAAGGGUAUCACGGACUCGUUUGUCCAGGCUACAGAAGGGUUCCAAUUCUUCGCCACCAUGAAUCCCGGCGGUGACUUUGGCAAGAAGGAGCUCUCUCCCGCGCUGCGUAACCGCUUCACCGAGAUAUGGGUGCCGGCACUGUCUGAGGCUGAUGAUGUCCAUGACAUUGUCGUCUCUAAGCUCGACAGCAGGUUCAAGCAGCACAGCAAGAAGCUGCCUAAACCCAUUUCCCGGAUCAUUGUUGAAUUUUCCUCCUGGUUUGGCAAAACCUUUCGCCCUUCGUCUGCCACAGCCUUCUCUAUUCGGGACAUACUCGCGUGGGUAGAGUUCAUGAAUACCUGCCGAUUUCCCUCGUACGAGCUUGCACUCCUCCACGGAGCGGCAAUGGUUUUCAUUGACACCAUCGGUGCCAAUCCGUCUGCUCUAGUUGCCCUUGAUCCAAGAGAGAUGGCCUCACACAGGCAGAUGUGCCUGGAACACUUGAGCGCGCUGUGCGGUGUCGAUCUCACGACACUGUACUUCCAGGAGCCGCAACUCAAAAUCGAGGCGAAUCUGCUCUCUAUUGGGGAUUUCAGCGUCAGUAGGUCGGUAUUGGGAAGUGAUGCCGAUGCCGGGAGCGAGUUCAGCGUGCCAACUACCAAGAUGAAUGCUAUGCGCGUCAUCAGGGCGCUGCAGGGAACGAAGCCAAUCUUGUUGGAAGGUAACCCCGGCGUAGGCAAGACGACACUGAUCACUGCGCUUGCACGGGCCUGCGGGCGCCCAUUGACGAGGAUCAAUUUGUCGGAUCAAACGGAUUUGAUGGAUUUGUUUGGCACUGAUGUGCCUGUCGAGGGGGCCGAGGCGGGGAAUUUCGUCUGGCAGAAUGCACCAUUCUUGGAGGCCAUGCAGAAGGGCGAGUGGGUGUUGCUGGAUGAAAUGAACUUGGCUUCUCAGACAGUCCUUGAAGGUCUGAACGCAUGCCUGGACCACCGUGGCGAGGUAUACAUUGCAGAGCUAGACCAGGUCUUCAAACGGCAUCCCGACUUCAAGCUCUUUGCUGCUCAGAAUCCUCAUCAUCAGGGUGGUGGUCGGAAGGGGCUCCCCAGCUCGUUUGUCAACAGAUUUAUCGUCGUGUACUCCGAUGUCUUCACAAAGCAGGAUCUGCUACAUAUCACAGCCAAGAAGUUCCACAAGAUCGGAGAAGAGACACAGCACCGGCUCAUUGAGUUCAUGUCCAGACUUGAUGACGAGGUUGUUAGCCGGCGCUCAUUUGGGGCCCUUGGUUCUCCUUGGGAAUUCAACCUGAGAGAUACCCUUCGAUGGGGUGAUUUGUUGACUUCAGGCGAUGCUUUGCUGGCCGGUCGGCAGCCGGACGACUACUUGGAUGUGAUUAUCCGACAGCGGUUUAGGACAGGUCGAGACCGGCAGGAAGUGAAUAGACUUUUUACAGAAGUCUUUGAGCGGUUUCCUCGAGAUCAUGGCCUGUACCACGAUAUCAACCCCUACUUCGGCCAGGUUGGUCUUGCGACCCUAAAACGAAACCCCCUGUCACAACAGACCGCUUUCCCCUGUAUCGACCCAGUGCCGAGACUCAAGGAGAUUGAGUCCGUCAUGAUUGCAAUCGAGCAGGAUCUUCCGUGUAUCCUGGUCGGCCCUUCAGGCAGCGGGAAAUCUGCUCUACUAGCCUACGUCGCGGCGCUGGCCGGGAAGUCUCUCGUCAUUUUCCCGCUCAAUGCGGAUGUGGACGCAAUGGAUCUCAUCGGAGGAUUCGAGCAGGCAGAUCCUCACCGGGAAGUGCAAGCUUGCUUGUCAGAACUUCGACAGGCACUUCAAGCUCAGAUUCUGCGUACUCUUCCAGAUGUUGUAUCCAAUGCAGCAAUGGAGCUCAUGGCUGCUCUGCAUGUUGUGACGGGAGAUGUAUCCCAAUUCGAGAAUAUCCUGUCGCUAAUCCAGGCUCUGCAAACCGACUCGUCCAUCCCUGAGAAGCUUGCCACGCUUCUCUCGAAAGCUUCUGAAGCCCUUCGCAAGCCGUUGACCUUGGAAAAUCCACGCUUCGAGUGGCUCGACGGUGUGAUUGUUCGCGCAGUCGAGACUGGGGCUUGGCUCGUCCUGGACAAUGCAAACCUAUGCAGCGCAUCCGUACUUGACAGACUCAAUUCUCUUCUUGAGCGUCCAAAUGGUGUCCUCAGCAUCAACGAACACAGCGGCCCAGGAGGUGAGCCGAGAAUCAUCAAGCCUCAUCCAGAGUUUAGGAUCUUCCUCACAGUUGAACCCCGAUACGGCGAGCUCUCGCGUGCUAUGAGGAACCGCUCAGUUGAGAUCUACCUUGACGGGUUACCUCCGCACAAUGCUCCUGCGCAGGCUAUCGCGCCGAUUGAAGGGAAUCUGCAAAGGUUUCACACCGCAGCGAGCGUUCUGGAGGGCGAAACUGAAGAUGGACAGCUUGCGCCCCUGGUGUUUGACAUUCUGUCUCUUGCAGAUAGCAGCCGCCUGGAUGCGUAUCUUCGGGCAAUACUUGAAGGACUCAAUGACUUGUCGCCACCACUACUGAUUCGAUCUUCAGCGGCAAGCAGACAUUUGAAACAACUGCUAUCCUUCAUUCAGUCCCAAGAUGCUGGCUCUCUACGACAGUCCAUUGCCAGCUUGUAUGCUCCAUCUCCAGACAGGAUGCUGAUGCCGCUGCAUCCACUCGUCAACUCACCUAUGAUACCCCUUCUAGAACAAGGGCGCAAAGGGCUGGCAUACUGGCUCGCCAAUUGUUAUGAGCUCUACCUCGAUAUUCAACGUUUGGAGGAGGUCAUGGAGGCCCAGCUGGGCAGAGUCAACCUUAGCAAACCGUCGUCCAUGAACCGCCUUCAGCGAUCUUGGGUUUCAGACAAAGUCGCCUCACUAUCCCAGGACUCCACGGCCAAUGCUGUGAGGUUUCUCUCGUCGGUCCUCGGCGCGGUCAAGGCAUUCGUAUGCGGGGGAGCGGAAGAGUCUGAUGCCUGGAAGCAACGCAUCUCCGUGUUGAGACGACUGAUGCUGUUCUUCAAACGGACUUUUCAGUCGUUGAUUGCCGCCUCGUUCGAAGAGGCCCGGUUCCAGGCGCACCUGACUCAGGGGUCGAUGCUUCUGCAGCACAGCAUGGCUGUCUUGCAAGAGCAUGAUGAUCACAAGCUGCUUUCGGCGUUGUCAGCAUAUCUGGAGCGCGACUUUGUGAUUGGGUUCAAGCUUUCAAGCGGGCUUAGCAUGGAAAUUCUCUGGCAUCAUCUGCGUCCCGAACCCAUCCCGGACCCGCAGACUUUGGAGCAGGUCAUGGAGAUGGAACGCCUCGCAGAUCGCUUCGAUUCGCUCCGUUGGCGGGUCGAUGCUAACCUCUCUACUCUCCGGAGUAUCCAGGAUUCUAUGGCAAGGGUAUACGCCUUCAUUAGAACCGGCAAGGGUGAUGCUGCCGGUCUGGUUAAGGAUCUGCAGUCCGAGAUAACUGCCCUCGAGUUAAGUACCGGGGAACAUUCCACAACCCACCAACCCUUCUUUGCGUCCGGCUUCGAGGGUCUGAGGCGGGCACUCGUUUUGCACCAAGCUUCUUGUAACGCAACCAUGCACUUGGAAUCGUCAGACGUGGAUAUCCUAUCCAACGUGCCCUCCGCUAGCCUGAUGCGGCUGCAGUGCCUAAGAAGGACCCCUCUGCAAGCGGUGGACUAUAUACUUGCCCAGGACAACAUCGACGUCCACCCAUGGGAUGGGUCCUUGUCCAAAACGUUACUGCUCAAGUAUGAUACGGCUUCAUCGGCAAGUCUGAAUGAGUUACGAUCCCUGGAGACGGAGAUGCCCGUCAUGGGUAAGACGCUUAGCGCCGCGUCCGAGGCGCUGGCGACGGAUCCGCUCCAGAAAGCCGAGCAGCUCCUUUUGAAGCUGAUGGAUGAGGUGAUGUCUGCUCAUGAUGAGUCCUGCAAAGGAAAGAUUCCCGCGAUGUACCAAGAUUUGCUACAAAGCAGAUAUGUUGAUGGAACCGAUUUUGGGUGGCUUGAGCAAGGCGAUCCCAUCCAACUCUCUGAGACAUCCUUGCCUCCGCACCUAUGCUCUAUCUUCAAGACGUACUUCUCCAAGGCUUUGCUGGCACUGUCAGCGCCGGCCAGGGGUUCACUACCACGGUCUGCGUAUACUUCUGUCGCGUGGAUCCGGUUCGCUCUGGGCUGUGUCCAGCUCUUUGUUCCAGACAAAAUCUUUGAUCCUCACCAUCGAGCGCAGAUCGAAGCAGAAGAGCACCAAGAGCUGUAUCAGAGCCUGCAAAGGCAAAUUGCGGCCCUUGAAGCGUUCCAGCUUGCUUUCACCGGGCAGCGGGCCAGUCUUCGUGCGCAGCUUCUCAUGGAAGAGGCGGGAGGCUUAGGCGAGCCGCCAACUGUUCAGCCGAUCUACAGGCAUGGUGAUGCCGAACUUCGCGGCCUGCAAGGAGAAUUCAAUAACGUCCUGAACGCGUUGAUUCGGAACGAUGUUGCGGAGACCCUUUUGCGCUCGAUGGCAUCGUCGUCCGAUGAAGCCACGGAGCAGUUGGCGCUCGUUGAGCAGAAUGUUGCGCUGCUGAUCGGUCGCUUGAAAACGCGGUUCGACGCCUACCAGGACUUGACAAUGCCCUUGGUUAGCUUCCUUCGUUGUCUGAGAAUAGGUCUCUCCCUCAGCCGGGGUAUUGGCUCGAUAACCCGGACUGAAGCCGGUGACUCUCAAAUUCUGGCAGGGAUUACACCGUUUCUUGGUGGGAAUCCGUGGAAGGCAGAGACGUCAGAACUACCGCUUCGUUCGCUCGAGUUUCUUUCAUUCGUCCAGACCGUCGCGGCCGUGGAAGGUCUUGACAAGCUUCCGGUUUACCUACGACGCUCCCUCCAUGAGUCACUUGCAGCUUUCCACGAGGAAUGGAGCAAGAAGUUGGAGGCAGACCGGAAACUUGAGGAGAGCAAGACCAGUCUGUUCAAAUUCAAGGGCAGCUUGGAAGAUCAGGAAGAGUUUGACCAGGAAGAAUUCGACCAGCUCUUCCCAGACUAUACCCCUGAUGAGGACGGCGUGCCAAAACAAAAACCGCCUCGUCGGGGUGGUCGUGAGUUGUCCGUCAUGCUGGCCGAGGCGCACGAAAAGAUUUUCCUAUCGACUCAGGAAGCGCAGCAAAGCAUCAAAGAACUGUGUACUUGGGUUGCUCGCAAGAUUGCGCGGGAGAAACGGGACGUUGCUGUAGCCGAGCCUGAACUGGACAGCAUGCUUCUUCCUGCGGCAUUCCUCGUCUUUGAGGAGCAGAUGAAGGCUUUCACCUCGAGUGCUGACUCGUCCGACUACAACUUCUACACGGAUACCAACCUUGCCGAGGUCCGGAAGGUACUCAAUCUUGUCAAUGCCAUUAGAAAGCGUUUCCUGGAGCUGCAGGGCAUUGAUGAAAUUGGCCACCACCAGACCCUGGCUGACGUGGUCAUGGCGUGCGACAAGGUGCUGGAGAUGGCAAUUGACGACCCGCUGGCAAAGCUCAUCACCCCUAUUGAACGGUUACACGCUCACGUAUACGAAUGGCAGGAGGGUGGCUGGGCAAUUAAGGCCCACAAGGCUACAGCGCUGUAUGAGAAGCUAAGAGACACCAUCUGUGACUGGCGCCGUCUCGAGCUGUCAAGCUGGUCGAGAUUGUUUGACGCCGAGGUCAAGAAGAACCAUGAUGAUGCCAAGUCAUGGUGGUUCAUUGCAUAUGGCGCGGUGAUUCUCGAGCCAUGCUCCAUUCUGCAGCAGGGCUUGGACCUCAAGGAUCACGCUGUCAAGCUCCUGGGAAUCCUGGAGUCCUACUUCACCAGCGCGACUAUGGGCCAGUUCGCUGCCCGCCUGGGUUUACUCAGGCAACUUAAGAGCCAGCUGGAUUUGCUCGUUCUAGAUGAGCCUGCCAUGUGUCUGAUCCGCGAUGCCGUCCAAAACUUUAUCGCAUUUUACGGCCGAUACGAACGCAAAGUCGGUGAAACGAUUCGCGCUGGCAGGGCGCCGCUGGACAGGAGCAUGAAGGAUGUUCUGUUGAUGUCAAAGUGGAGGGACAAGAACAUUGACGCGCUCAGAGAGAGCGCGCGCAAGUCGCACCAGAAGCUCUUCAAGCUUGUGCGCAAGUUCCGCGCCGUGCUGGAACAGCCUGUCAAAACAAUCACUGAUCAGGGGCUUCCGGACGAAGAGGGGCACUCAACUGUCCCUGAUUCAGGCAGUGCGCUCAAGUUUCUCGAGGCCCAUGCCGACCGUGAGGCGUUCGUGCUCUGCCAGCAGAUGCUGCCGGCCAUUGGGAGCCAUCCACACUGGAGCAGAAUGUCUAACCUGCCUGUCGUCCUCAAGGCCAUGUCGAAGCACGGAUCUGUGCCUGCUCCUACAAUUAAUGCUGCCGAGACCUUAGACAAUUAUAUCUCUGAUCUCGUUUCGUCCAUCUCAUCGCUGAGAAAAGAAACCCCCGGCACGCUGACUGACGAGAACAAGGAGCUCGUCCGCCACCUCAAGACGCGCAAGGUUACGCUCUACAGUGACACCCUUAAGACACUCCGCGCAAUGGGUUUCAGUCGGAACCUGGGCACCAACCUUUUGCAGCAGCAGAGCUCAACCCAAAUGGUCCUCGUCGGCUCAAGAAUGCUGCCUCAUGUCGGUGGUGUUUCGGGCCUGGAUGCGAUCGAAUAUUUCUACCACAAGACGCUAGAUCUUGCCCCCCUGUUCCGACAUGCUGCUUUGGAGCAUUCGGAGGACCUGAACCGCGAGGUAGUGCAUCGAAGCAUCGGGUACCUGGAGGGUGUGCUGCAUGUCAUGUUCCGGCAGCGGCAGUUCCUGUCCAGGGCGGCCAUGGCAAAGAACGCGCUCGAUGGCGUCCUUGACUUUGUUAGGGAGCUGUCGCUGGUUGAAGAAGGCUCGUUCAGACCUCAAGAGAUGGCGACGAACCAUGGGCAGAUGGUUCGGUGGUUUGUGCAUAUGCUCAAGUUUGGCGCCUACCUUGUGGAGGUCCAUGGCAAACUUGGCGGCACGGAUAAUGAGGCAGUUUGUCACAAACUUGGGCAGUGGGUGGAGAGGUUCGCCAAGCUAGACGCUGCCCAUGACAGCCUGCCCCGUCUGCCUACCGGGUUCAGCUCGUCUGCCGGCGACAAGUUCCAGGCUGAUGUGCUCGAGGAGGUGGAACUACUUCUAACCGACCUCAACAUAAUUGAAGCGGAGCGACCCGAUCUGAUGUUCGUGAUGCAGCAGAUUGGACGGUGUUUUGAGAUUCACGAGACAGAGAUCAGCAACGACCUUUCAAGCAGCGACAUCAAUUCCUUCGCCACUGCAGCCCUGACAGUCUCAGGCAAGAUCCUCGUUGCCCUGCAAAACUUCCAGAAGGCUGCUCAGUCCCUUCCUAUGACGACAGAAGACCCCAGCUGGCUUGUCCAAUAUAGCGACGCCCUGCAAAGGUCUAUCGACGCCCUCCGCAUGGCCAAAAUCACGGAGGAAGUCGAGUCCCUUAUCCAGCAGCUCAAGGCUCUUUCCUCCAGCCAACCGACCACUGUCCCUGUGGCCCUCCUCCGCCUCAUCCAUCCGGUCCUUAUCCAGUACGCCUCUGCCUGCGCUCAGAACCUUGCUCAGUUUUCCAACCUCCACCGAGCCACCUGCCGCCUGGGCUACCAUCUCUCAUCCUCGUUUGUCCAGAUCGCCGGCCAGGGCUUCUGCACGCCACAGGAGAAGAGCGACGAGAAGGCAGGCGAAUCGGGCAACGUCGAGAGCGGCACUGGCCUCGGUGAGGGUGAGGGCGCGGAAGACAUUAGCAAGGACAUCAAGGCGGACGAGGACCUGUCCGAGCUGGCUCAGGAUCCGAACAACAAGACGCAGGGCGAGAUUGAAGACCACGAGGACGCCGUCGACAUGGGUGACGAUGAGCUGGAAGGGGAGCUCGGCAGCGUGGCUGCGGAAGAUGAGGAUGAGCAAAAGGACGGGGAGAAGGAUAAAGAUGGGGAGGACGAGGAUGAGAACGAGAUGGAGGAGCAGGCCGGAGACGUGGAUGACCUGGAUCCGACGGCGGUGGAUGAGAAGAUGUGGGAUGGCAGUGGCGAGGAUGAGGCGGAAAAGGAUCAGCAGGGUGAGAACGAGAAGGGGAAGAAGGAUGAGGAUCAAAGUGCGGCGGCCGAAGGGAAAAAGAAAGAGGACAAGGCGGGAGAUGAGCAUGAUGAGGGGAACGCACCGCCUGAGGAGGCUGGGGAGGAUGGAAAUGAAGAUGCCGAAGCGGAACCUGGACAAGAAGAGGAGGGCAUGCCUCAGGAGGAGCUGAACCGGCAGGAUCAAAAUGUGCAGCAGAAUGAGACGCUGGCGUUGCCUGAAGAUUUGGAGAUUGAGAUUGAUGGAGACGAGCAGAGCGGGGAGGAUGACGAUUUGGAUGACUUGUCGGAUGUGGAGAAGCCAGAGGAAACCCAUCCGGAUAUACAGGAUGACGCCUCCGAGCGGGAUGCCGAGGAGGAGAGGGGUGAGGAGGAACAUCAAAAGGACGAGAACAUUCCCGAGGAAGAGGCUGAGCAAGAGCAGGAGAUUGAUGCAGCUGGGGAAAGGGAAGAGGAGAUGGAUGUGGACAUGCAGGAAGAAGAGGGGCAGGAGGAGGGCCAUGAUGAAAAGGAGGAACAAAAACUGCCCUUGCCUGACGACACGGCUGGGGCAAACGAGGAUAACGCUCCACCCAGCGACGUACAUAACGGGGGAGGCCAAGCGCAAGAGGACACCGACAUGCAAGACGAUGGAUCCGAGAACAAGGCUGCCCAGAGAGAGCAGGGUGCGCUGGGAAAACAGUCAGCAGAGGAUGACAAGGCACCCGGCAACAAGGGCGCUCUUUCGAGUCUGGAUCAAGAUCAAGGGCCGUCCGACGAGGCCGAAGACAGGGAUUCUAUGGAUGCUCAGCCGUUCAAGAGACUCGGAGAUGCGUUGGAGAGGUGGUAUCGGAGCCAGCGCGAUAUCCAGAGUGCCGCGGAAAACCAAGAAGCAAGGCAAAAGCCAGCCGAAGACAUGGCUCAGGCCGAGUUCCAGCACCUUCAAGACGAGACCGCCGAGGCCGAUACGCAAGCCCUGGGUACUGCCACCAACGAAGAAGCUCGUCCCAUGGAUGAUGCGAUGGCGGUCGACACCGAGAUGGAUCAGAACGGUAACCAGGCUCUGCUUGAGGAUGAACAAGAAGACCAAGAUCAGGCCGAUGUCGAAAUGGAGGAAGCUGAGCAGGCCGAGCCGCAGGAUGCUCCCCGGAACGACCGCGAGGAUGGCCGGUCCGGAGUCGCUAUGCGCAAGGGUGCUUACGAGGCCGACGAGGACGAGGGGAUGCAACGGACCGAAGCCUCUCCAAACGACCUCGAGGAUGAAGACGUACAGGAGACAUCAACUCAGCUUCUAGCGACGCACCUCAGCGAAGAAGACGGCAACGCCAGACCGCUCCGUGACUACGCGGAAGCGCUCGAGAUGUGGACGACGUUCCAAACCAAAACACAAGCCCUCUCCCAGUCGCUAUCCUCACAACUCCGGCUCAUCCUCACUCCAACCCAGUCGACCAAGCUGUCGGGGUCCUUCCGCACCGGCAAGCGGCUCAACAUCAAGAAGAUCAUCCCCUACAUUGCGUCCAGCUACAAGCGCGACAAGAUCUGGAUGCGGCGGGCGGUCCCGUCCAAGCGGGCGUACCAGAUCCUGCUCUGCGUCGACGACAGCUCGUCCAUGCUGCCGUCAGGCGGCGGCGGCGGCUCCUCAUCCUCCUCAUCCGGCCGGCUAGCGCUCGAGUCGCUCGUCAUGGUGGCGCGGGCGCUAGCGGUGCUCGAGGCCGGGCAGGUCGGCGUGCUGGGGUUCGGGACCGACGUGUUUGUGGCGCACCCGCUGACGGACCCCUCCCUGGCGUCGUCGUCGCACGAGGCGGGCGCCAGGGUGCUCCAGAAAUUCACUUUCACUCAGGACGGCACCGACAUGGUCCGCCUGCUGCGCGCCACCAUCGACCACUUUGCCGACGCGCGCCUGGUUUCCGGGGCCCGCGGAGGCGGUAAUCAGGAAGAUCUCUGGCAGCUCGCGCUCAUCCUCUCGGACGGUCUCGUGCAGAGCCGCGACCAUGCUCGGCUGAGGCCCUUGCUGAGGGAGGCUAUGGAGCGGCGGAUCAUGGUGGUGUUUAUCGUCAUGGACGACGCUAGGGAGAGUAAAAAGGGCCAUAGCGUGUUGGAGCUGAAAGAGGCGCGCUUCGGUCCGGACGGGGAGAUUGUUAUCCACCGCUAUCUGGACUCGUUCCCCUUCCCGUACUACCUCAUUGUGCACCACCUGGAGGACUUGCCGGGCGCACUCGCGGCGCUGUUGAGGACAUGGUUCGCCGAAGUCAAUGCUUAGUUUUUAGGGUGAAAGCUUACUUUUCUGUAUUGGUCUGUUUUAACUUGUUUUUACUUUUGUUGGUGUUGUUGGUCUUUGCAUUGCCUGGAGGUUGCUUCACAAUUAAAAGUUGAUAGACCG
Messenger RNA from Canariomyces notabilis, 15076 nucleotides. RefSeq names its product midasin. The record is from RefSeq and is a predicted model, not a curated record. Gene Ontology annotation, biological process: ribosomal large subunit assembly; ribosomal large subunit export from nucleus. The transcript is spliced from 2 exons. Bases 74 to 14956 code for a protein of 4960 amino acids. Gene Ontology annotation, molecular function: ATP binding; ATP hydrolysis activity. Gene Ontology annotation, cellular component: nucleus; preribosome, large subunit precursor. Lineage: Eukaryota; Fungi; Ascomycota; Sordariomycetes; Sordariales; Chaetomiaceae.